Molecule: messenger RNA, 771 nt
Organism: Knipowitschia caucasica
Lineage: Eukaryota; Metazoa; Chordata; Actinopteri; Gobiiformes; Gobiidae
Source: the annotation of a GenBank genome assembly
AUGACGUCCACCUCAGAGACCAGUCCACCUCUGACACCAGUCCACCUCAGAGACCAGUCCACCUCCGAGACCUGUCCACCUCCCACAAACCUGUCCACCUCUGAGACCAGUCCACCUCUGAGACCAGUCCACCUCCGAGACCUGUCCACCUCCAACAGACCAUCCAUCUCUGAGACCUGUCCACCUCCCACAAACUUGUCCACCUCUGAGACCAGUCCACCUCUGAGACCAGUCCACCUCCGGGACCAGUCAACCUCUGAGACCAGUCCACCUCCCACAGACCAGUCCACCUCUGAGACCAGUCCACCUCCCACAGACCUGUCCACCUCCCACAGACCUGUCCACCUCCCACAGACCUGUCCACCUCUGAGACCAGUCCACCUCCCACAGACCAGUCCACCUCCCACAGACCAGUCCACCUCCCACAGACCAGUCCACCUCCCACAGACCAGUCCACCUCCCACAGACCUGUCCACCUCUGAGACCAGUCCACCUCCCACAGACCAGUCCACCUCCCACAGACCAGUCCACCUCCCACAGACCUGUCCACCUCUGAGACCAGUCCACCUCCCACAGACCAGUCCACCUCCCACAGACCAGUCCACCUCCCACAGACCAGUCCACCUCCCACAGACCUGUCCACCUCUGAGACCAGUCCACCUCCCACAGACCAGUCCACCUCCCACAGACCAGUCCACCUUCCACAGACCUGUCCACCUCCCACAGACCAGUCCACCUCCCACAGACCUGUCCACCUCUGGGCUAUAUUAA